Penicillium argentinense is the source of this 1341-nucleotide messenger RNA. Its product is annotated as MmgE/PrpD family protein. Bases 1 to 1341 code for a protein of 446 amino acids. The record is from RefSeq and is a predicted model, not a curated record. NCBI's taxonomy places the organism in Eukaryota, Fungi, Ascomycota, Eurotiomycetes, Eurotiales, Aspergillaceae. The transcript has 4 exons. Gene Ontology annotation, molecular function: lyase activity.
AUGCCGCAAGAAACACGAACUGAGCGACUAGCAACAUGGGCUGCCAAUCUACGAUAUGGCGAUAUCCCGGAUGAGGUGGUCCAAAAGACCAAGGACUUCUUCUUAGAUACUCUAGGCUGUGCCAUUGCCGGUCGCCAUCAUCCGGCAGUAAACGCGAUGGCUCAAUUUGCGGUUCAAAUGGGUCCGUCUAAUGGCAAGAGCGAAUUGAUCGAUGGUGCUUUGAAGUUCACGACUAGUCCGGCCUUCGCUAGUCUGGUUAAUGGAGCUGCGUCCCAUGUGGUUGAACAGGAUGACCUCCAUAACCGGAGUAUUAUGCAUCCUGCAACUGUUAUCUUUCCUGCGGCUCUUGCUGUAGCUCAAGAUCUGGACUCCAAUGGAGAAGAAUUCAUCACAGCCUGCGUUGUUGGCUAUGAAGUUGGCUGUCGAGUUGGCGAGUUUCUCGGUAAAAGCCAUUAUGAACUUACACUGAAGCAGCGCUUCCACUCCACCGCAACAGGUGGCGUCAUUGGUGUCGCAGCCGCAACAGCACAUCUCCUCAAGCUAAGCGCGGAGCAAACAUUGUCUGCAAUUGGAACAGCCGGAACUCAAGCAGCAGGGUUGUGGCAAUUCCUUAUGGAUGCAACACACUCCAAGCAAGUUCAUACUGGAAAAGCAUGCUUCGAUGGGAUCUUCGCUGCCUAUUCCGCUCGAGACGGCCUCCUUGGACCUGCCGAUAUUCUCGAAGGGCCUAAAGCUAUGGGCGUCGCCCUUGUUCCCGGAGAUACGCACCCUGAGGCAAUUGAUGAAAAUCUUGGAAGGGAUUUCGAGGUUUCCCGCUCUAGCUUUAAAUGGCACGCCUCGUGCAGACACACUCAUCCCAGCGUUGAUGCGCUUUUGAGCCUAAUGAAGAAGAAAAGUGUUAUGUUUGAUGAUAUUGAAUCAAUUACGACACGCACCUACCAGGCUGCUGUGAAUGUUCUGGGUCUAAGCGGGCGAGGCGAGACUGUUCAUCAGAGUAAAUUCUCGAUGGGCUUUGUUCUGGCGAUUGCGGCGAAGAAAGGGCACGCUAUGAUCACCGACUUUACUGAAGAUGACCUAAAUGACGGCUCAUUAAGAGAUUUCCAAAACCGUGUUACGAUGGAACUUGAUUCGGACAUUGAUAGGGCGUUCCCAGAGAAAUGGAAAGGCACUGUCAUUGUCACCUGCAAGUCAGGACAGAAGUUCUCUGAGGAGGAAAUCGAGAGAAAGACACGAACCCUAGCCACCUAUGGAGGUUUCACCGAUACUAGCAAGGUUGAUCUAAUAAUCAAAAGAGCGUGGAACUUGGAGCACGAGAAGAAUCUCCAAGGAUUUGUCUUUUAG